Molecule: messenger RNA, 282 nt
Organism: Gongylonema pulchrum
Lineage: Eukaryota; Metazoa; Nematoda; Chromadorea; Rhabditida; Gongylonematidae
Source: the annotation of a GenBank genome assembly
AUGCAGAUGGCGAACUUAAUGACGAUCGGUGAAGCGACCACUGUUUGGCAGCUUUAUAAUCACUGCAGUUCGGCAUUCCUACAGAUUUACUUAAAACAUGCUAAUGCCCGUGGACAACAGUCCAGUUAUUGCCUAACAGACUUUGUGAUACAUAUGGAUGCCGAAGGACGAAUUCAGCUACAAAAUGCUUUUACCGGCAAAUUUAUUUGCUUCAAUAAACGAGAAAAACUCGCUGUUAGAGUAAGUUCUGUCAAUUUUGCUUGUACAUUUGGUAAGGGAUGA